CGUCGGCGAGCCGCAGGUGCUGGCGGGUAUCGAGGGCUACACAGAGACGUGGCAGCACAGGCUCCCGUUGCGGCGCAUCAGGGAGUCGCGCAUGGUCGCCCUCGACCCCGAUGGCGGGCUCGAGAUCGUGGACCCCAGCGGGUUCGGGCUGCUCCCCUUGGGGCGAGGCGCGGCGGUGCCGGCGCGGGUCGCGGGGGGCCGCGGCAUGGUCACGGCGCUCACCUUCGACGAGCUGCAGGGGCACCACGCUGCGGGUACGCGGCAGGCCGUCAUCAUGGGCACGAAGGAGUUCGCAGGGGGGCUCGUGGCUGGCAGCGGGGUGUGCUGGCGGGACGGAGACACCAGCUCGCUCAGGUUCGGGCUGAAGGUGCCGUCGGACGAGGUGGCGAUCGCUGGCGUCGUGAAGAGCGCCGUGGCCCUCGUCAGCUGGGGCGAGGCUCGGCGGUGGUGGUUCGCGGAGUUGGUGCCCAGUCCAAAGUACGCCAUCUACGAGCGCGACAAGCCGAGUGGAGCUGGGCGGGAUCGCCGACACCUCCCCGCGCGCGGCAGCGACUUCGUGUCGGGGCUCGUUCCGCUCUCGCAGGCGGCCGACCACUUCUGGGCGACGGACUUGGCGAAGAUCGUCGCCUGGCCCCAUUGGAGGCCGCGGGGGGUGUCCGGGUUCGUCCGCGGGGUAGUGGCGCUCGGGCUCGCGCUGUUCACCUACCACGCGCACUGGGUGCGUCAGGCGGGUGUUCGCGGGGAGGGCAGCGUCGCGUUGGACCACCGCGUCCAUUGCCACGAGCUGGCGCUGGCCUUGGUGUGCGACUGCCUCGAUGCCAGGGAUCUGGCGAGCCUCGAGCCGUUCGCGCGGCGCGGGCUGCAGAUCGAGCGGACGGAGCGGGUGAUCCCGAAGGUGCCGUUCGUCCAGGGGCUGGCCAAGAUGGCGGAGCACGCGCUGCACGAGGGGGGCGGCCUGGCGAUGCGGGAGUUCACGGCGCGCAUGGCGACGCCCGCGGAGCAUGUGGGGCGCGCCCUCAAGCAGAACAGGCUGCCGCGCGAGGAGCUGCUGGUAAACGCCAGGGGGUCGGGCCAGUCGUCGGCGCGCCGGCGAGUCUCGCUGGUCAACGACGUCGCUCAGUGCCCGGACCUCCUCGUCUCGGACGCUGCCGUGGCGCUGUUUGCCCUGGUGGAGGCGGUCGAGCGGCUGCGUGUGUCCUCCAGUCCGCUGCUGGCCGACUGGAGCGUGCCCUCGGGCAAGGGCGCUCUCGUGGACUUGUUCCACUCCGACGACCUCUACGCCGUGGCGGCUGGCGCCGCGCUGGGGUCCUACGACAUCGACAAGUUGAGGGUGUCGAAAGGCGAUCUGGUCCCAAAGGACGCGGCGUCCGUCACGUCGCCAGAGGCCGCAAAGCUGAUUGACGCCCCGCAUGUGCACAUCCUGAAGUCGGACGCCGAGCUCCGCGCUGACGUGGACUCGGGGGCGCUCCGCGGGCAGCCGUACUGGGACCCGAUCCUCAGGAACAGCCGGGCGCAGAAGUUGGAGUUCUUGCGGGCGUUGUCCGCUGCGGGGCUGCUUACCUGGCGGCGACGUGUUCG
Molecule: messenger RNA, 1578 nt
Organism: Prorocentrum cordatum
Lineage: Eukaryota; Dinophyceae; Prorocentrales; Prorocentraceae
Source: the annotation of a GenBank genome assembly